AUGACAGACAGAAUAAGCAGUUUACCAGAUGAAGUGUUAUGUCAGAUUCUUUCUUUUCUCCCAACCAAAAUAUCUGUUUCAACAAGCAUUCUCUCAAAGAGGUGGAAACCUCUCUGGUUUUCAGUUCCUGCUAUUGAUUUCUACUUUCCAUAUAACUAUUUGGAUAAAUCCUUACCUACUUUUUCUUCCAUGUGCACUUUCAUUCUUUCCCGGAAUUCAGCACAGUCCAUCCAAAGAUUUCGCCUCACAAUUUCUCAUCCGAAAAUGCUUGAACAUUAUCAGAUAGAGUCAUUUAUUACAGCUGCUUUGUUGUUAGCACACAGUGUUGAACAUCUUGAUCUUGAUCUUAAUUUACAUUCUCCUAUUCUUAUUUCAUAUAACCUACUUUUCUGCAAAACUCUUAGGGUUCUCAAAUUGAAUCAUGUGACAUUAACAACACCCUCUUCGGCUGAUCUUCCCUUACUUAAAGUCCUGCAUCUUCACAGUAUUCAUAUUUUAGAACAAUCCCGUAAUCAUCUUCAACAAAUGCUUUCUGCAUGUCCUAAUGUUGAGGACUUGAAAGUCAAGGAUGUACUUUUUGGUGGCUAUGACGUUAUAAACGAGUUUAAACUAUUGCCUAAUUUGGUUAGGGCUGUUAUUGAAAAAGAUACAGUUCCUUUGAAAGUGGUUGAAAAUGUUCAGUUUCUUAGCAUACAGAUGAAGGUCAGCGAGGGAAAGACUGAUGUCCCAAUUCCUGUGUUUCAUAAUUUAACUCACUUUGAACUCAAGAGUUAUUAUUGUUGUGAUCUUAAUCCUUCAAUAUACUGGGAUGAUGUAUUUGAAUUGGUGAAGCAUUGUCCCAAGCUUCAAAAUCUUUCUAUUGACAAGGGCGUGCAAUUUUUCGGUGUGUACCCAUUGUCUACCUUUUAUGAUUGGCCUUCUCGACAGUGUGUUCCCAUAUGCAUCUCAUUGACUCUCAGAACAUGUCUUCUAAAUAAUUAUACGGGAAAUCAUUGGGAGUUUGAAUUGGCUAAGUAUAUUAUGAAGAAUGCAAAAUUUCUGAAGGAUAUGAUAAUCUGCUAUGACGCACAAAAGGUGAAGGUUGCCACCAUAGAACGACUAUCAUUAUGUUCCAGGCUCUCUCCUACUUUGUCAUGUUGUAAACCAAAAUGGUUAGUUGAGUCAGUUACAAUGUUGAGUUAUAAAUACCUUUUAGCUUCUGUUUUUGAAUCUUCUUCAAGUUUCUUGAUGACCAGAUCAAGAUCAUCCGCAACUCCUUUCACAGUUGUACCUGCAAUUGUUGUAAGGGUUAGAAUGAACAAGGUAAGAGGAAGGGAGAAUGGAAUGGAAGAGAGAGAAGCAAUGAUAAAGAAACUUACCUAUGUUAUGUCCACGGGGUUAACCUUCUCAGCCGCAUUUGCAUUUUUGUCAAGUGAAAGGCAAAACAAUUUCACUUGGGCUUUGGAAAGGCCUAAAGGUUCAUUUAUGACAUCUGAGGAUGAACCUAAAGUCUUUGUCAAUGACCGAGACUUGGCUUUGAUGAAUGCCAUUGCAAAUGUUUUCCCUGAGUCAUAUCAGAUGUUAUGUUGGCUCCCCAUCCUUAAAAAUGUUAAAGCUAAAUGCAAAAUGUUAGUUAAUUCUACUGAUGCUUGGGAUGUGUUGAUGGAGGCAUGGGAAAACAUGAUGCAAUAG
Vigna umbellata (rice bean) is the source of this 1671-nucleotide messenger RNA. Its product is annotated as FBD-associated F-box protein At4g10400-like. Gene Ontology annotation, molecular function: protein binding. The record is from RefSeq and is a predicted model, not a curated record. NCBI's taxonomy places the organism in Eukaryota, Viridiplantae, Streptophyta, Magnoliopsida, Fabales, Fabaceae.